CCUAAAAUAAAAACAACACUUCGUCAUUUGUGUAAAUUCAAACAAAUGUAGUCACUACCAUUGUAGUGUUAUUCGUUUCUUGUGCUUAUUUUUAAUUAACCAGUCAAUUCGUGUGGUGUAGUGAACAAAGGUUAUAGUUAUGACGACGGAUUCCGAGAGAGGUUCCCCUACAGCUGCGGCUCCACGCAGAAGCGCCUCGAAAUCGCCAGAACCAAAAAAAGCAAAGUACGAUAAGAAAGAGAAGGGCGAUAAAGAUCGCAAGAGGAGAUCCCACAGAUCCAGAUCUAGAUCCAGGGAUAGAGACCAUAGGGACAAACAUGGUGGAAAAAAACGUUACCACGACCUGGACGACCCUUCUGAAGACUACCCAAGAUAUUAUGGCGAGGAUAGAAAACAGAACAGUGACAGAUAUUGGUCCAAGUACCCAAAGAAAGACAGGGACGAAUAUGUUAUUGGUAGCCGGUAUUAUGAUGUUGAGGAAAAGAAGGAGAAAAAAGAAAAAGAGGAUGAAAAUAAGGAUAAAUCCGUCAUCACUCCAAGGGAAAGGAAAACAGUGGACUUACUAACAUCUCGAACAGGUGGGGCUUAUAUACCUCCAGCUAAAUUACGUAUGAUGCAGGCUGAGAUAACUGAUAAAUCAUCAGCUGCAUAUCAAAGAAUUGCCUGGGAAGCUUUAAAAAAGUCCAUUCAUGGUUACAUCAACAAAAUUAACACUUCCAAUAUUGGUCUUAUUGCUAGAGAAUUACUGCAUGAAAACAUUGUAAGAGGUAGAGGUUUGCUGUGUAAAUCUAUAAUACAAGCACAGGCAGCUUCCCCGACAUUCACCAAUGUUUAUGCAGCUUUAGUUGCAGUCAUAAAUUCAAAAUUCCCCAACAUUGGAGAACUGUUACUGAAAAGGUUGGUUUUGCAGUUUAAAAGGGGUUUCAAGCAGAACAACAAGUCUAUCUGUAUAUCGGCUGCUACCUUUGUCGCGCAUUUAGUAAACCAAAGAGUGGCCCACGAAAUUUUAGCAUUGGAAAUCCUUACUUUACUUGUUGAGUCCCCCACAGAUGAUUCAGUGGAAGUAGCAAUUUCGUUUUUGAAGGAAAGUGGUCAAAAACUCACUGAGGUGUCGAGUAAAGGUAUCAAUGCCAUAUUUGAGAUGUUGAGGAAUAUUCUGCAUGAAGGACAGUUGGAGAAGAGAAUACAGUACAUGAUUGAAGUCAUGUUCCAAGUUCGGAAAGAUGGUUUCAAGGAUCAUGCUGCUGUUACUGAAGAACUAGAUAUUGUUGAAGAGGAAGAUCAGUUUACUCACCUAAUCACAUUGGAUGAUGUUAAACAAGCUAACUCAGAGGAUAUAUUGAAUGUGUUUAAAUUUGAUGAUAAAUAUGAGGAAAAUGAGGGUAAAUACAAAACUUUAAGUAAGGAAAUUCUCCAGUCAGACAGUGAAUCAGGCGAAUCUGGUUCAGAGGGGUCUGAAGAAGACUCGGAAGAUGAAGAAGGUGAAGAAGAUGAAACCAAAAAUCAAACCAUUAUUGAUAACACAGAAACUAAUUUAAUCACCUUAAGGAGAACCAUCUAUCUCACAAUACAAUCCAGUUUGGAUUUUGAGGAAUGUGCCCAUAAAUUGAUGAAAAUGGAGAUCAAACCUGGACAAGAGAUUGAAUUGUGUCACAUGUUCCUUGAUUGUUGCGCUGAACAGCGUACCUACGAAAAAUUCUUCGGCCUCCUCUCGCAGCGCUUCUGCCAAAUAAACAAGACUUUCAUCGAACCGUUCCAACAAAUUUUCAAAGAUACCUAUUCCACAACUCACAGACUUGACGCCAAUCGAUUGAGAAACGUUAGCAAAUUCUUCGCGCAUUUAUUGUUCACCGACGCCAUCGGCUGGGAAGUGCUCGAUAUCAUGAAAUUAAACGAGGAAGACACCAACAGUUCCAGCAGGAUUUUCAUCAAGAUUUUGUUCCAGGAGUUGUCCGAAUAUAUGGGAUUAGCGAAGUUGAAUAAAAGGCUAAAGGAUGAAACUUUACAGGAAUAUUUCGCGGGGCUAUUUCCGAGGGAUAACCCGAAGAACACGCGUUUCGCCAUCAAUUUUUUCACGUCGAUCGGUUUAGGAGGCCUAACGGACGAGUUAAGGGAGCACUUGAAAAACGUACCAAAACAUCUGGAAGUGAUGGCUUUGAAAGCAGAUUCGAGCAGCUCUAGCAGCAGUAGCAGCAGUUCCAGUAACGAUUCCAGCAGCAGUUCAGAUUCUUCCGAUGACGAGGGUUCCAGGAAGAAGAAAACAAAAAAAUUGAAAACCCCGGACAAAAAGAAGAAACAGAAAGAAGAUGAGAAACCCAAAAAGAAAAGCGAGGAUAAACCGAGGAACAAACCAGACUAUAGAGAUAGAAGAAACGACGACAGGGAAAAGUUUAAAAAAUACAGAAACAACGACGAAGAAAGCCACAGAAGAAGCAGAGAAGAUGCAAGAGAAAAAUACAGAGGUCACGAGGAAAGAAGAAGCGACCACAGAGAAGAAUACCGGCCGAGAGAACAUAGAGGUAGAGAUAGACGUUAGUUGUAUAAUAAUGUAUAUUUUUU
Messenger RNA from Brassicogethes aeneus, 2559 nucleotides. The record is from the annotation of a GenBank genome assembly. NCBI's taxonomy places the organism in Eukaryota, Metazoa, Arthropoda, Insecta, Coleoptera, Nitidulidae.